AUGAUUCGGGCUGAUAAGCUGGCGCCCAUCGCGCCGCCCAAGACGCCGUCAAGCGACGAUGCAACGUCGGACACGCCGGGCAACGACUACCCGCGCAUCGGUGUGCUGGUGUGCAUCGUGUCGAGUGGCGUGGACCGCACAGCAGCGGCGCUGUCCAGCAGCAGCGCUGGUAUAUCCGGCUGCGUGGACGAACACCCCCUCGAUCCAGGCGGCUGCCCCUUUGCCUGGGACAAAGACGCCACCGGCCAGGGCACCCACCUAGCCUCCAUCGUUGCGGGAUCGGCGCCCAGCGACGGAGGCGGCGACGAGCGCCAAGCAGUGGGCGUUAUCCCGGGCGCAGAGAUCUACAGCGUGCGUGUGUGGAACAGUAGCAAGUCUUCAUCCAAUGCGCCGGGUGAUGGCGCCUUUGCCACGAGCCGGCUGCUGGCCUACACAGCAUGCGAGGGGCGUCUGCGCGGCCUGCAGGCCAGCAACUAUGGCCGCUCAAAUUACCGCAUGGUGAUGCUCAUGGACAUGCAGGCGUCCACUGAGGGUCCCAGCCAGCUGGAGGACGGAGCACCACGCCGGGAGCUGUACCCCAGCCGCGCCCCCGACCUGCUGGCGCCCGGCAUCAACAUCACGGGCGCCUCGCCAGCUCCCGCACAAGUGGCAACACUAUCCCUUGCGGGCCGUGGCAGUUUGCAGCUGCUCGUUGCGUCACCCGGCAGUGCGGCGGGCAAAAACGCGUUUCCGGUGACACUGGCAACCUGCGCCAGGAAUGGCACCUGUCCAAAACCUGCGGGCAGCGUGCGGCAGCUGUGCGUGCUGCAACUGGCUUACGGCGACAUCCGCUCGUCCAUGUGCACUGCUCUGGGUGAGAACACCGGCUGCCGGGCGGGGCUGGUGGUGGCUGCACUGGAGGGCGAGCGGGACUUCAAUGGGUGGCAAGCCGAGGUGGCGCAGAACGUUGACGGGUGCUGGUCCUCGUACGGCAGCAGCUCCGCUGGCGUCAAGACCCCUGUGCUCAUGGCCACAGCUGCUCAGGGCGCAAACCUCAAAGCGGCUGCAGCAGCCGUCGGCAGUGCGCGCGGCAGCCUCGCUGUCAGCCCCGCGCUGCACAGGACACGCAGUGGCACGCCGCAGGCGGCCGCCUCCCGCAAUCCGGCGUUUGACCGCUUUCCUGAUCCUGAGGAGGUGGUUUACGCAACCUUCAGAUGGCCUGUGCAGCUGGGUGGCGAGGACGUGCGCGUCUCGGGCAGCUGGGACAGCUGGGCCUCCCAGACCAGCCUGAUGCCUGUGGCAGCGGACGGCCAGCAGGUGCUGUCCGCGCGGGGCGACGCGGUGCGCACGCUGCUGGUGCCGCGGGGCGUGCACGACUACAAGUUCAUCGUGGACGGCAAAUGGAGGCCGGCCCCUGCAGACCCCGUGGCCCGUGACCAGGCGGGCGCCACCAAUAACAAGCGGCUGUUCACUGGCACGGGUGUCAUCGCGUUCAAGGGGCGGCGCGACAUGGAGGUGCUGGUCAUGGGCGACUGGUCAGACUGGACGGACGCGCAGCGCAUGCUGUGGAAUGAGCGCACGCAGCAGUGGGAGUGCCCUAUGGCCCUGCCGCCUGGGGAGUACUCCUAUGUGCUGCACUACCGGGACCAGUACAAGCUCGACCCCAAUGGAGAGACAGGGCCCGCCGACGUCCUGGGCCGCACGCGCCACAUCAACCGCCUGUUCGUGGCGCCGCCCUGCGCCUUCACGCUGUUCUAUGCCACGGGGUGGCCGCGGUGCUCCCUCGUGUACCGCAUCAUAGAGGGACCAGACGCCCCCGAGCCCGAGUGGCGUGAGGUCCCGUUUGACGGUGCCCCCAGCCGCUCCGGCCCCCGCGGUGACCGCUGGAUGCAGGCCAUCAUAGAGGCGCCCGGCCCCAACGCUCAGCUGCAGUUUUACGCCAAGGGGCCGCGCCCCGACAUAAACGAUGAAUGGGGGCCCUCGUCAAGCCGCCGCGAUGGCGCCUGGGGAGGCAGCGGCAACGAGGGGGCCCGGCGCGGGCGCGGCGCAAUCAACAGCGACGACGGCGCCGACGGGGUGGCGGAGGAUCGGCCGGCGACGGGCGGCGCCGGCGGUGGGCCGGGGCACUACACGCUGCCUUGGCCCAGUGGCUGGAAGCUUGAGCGCGGGGCCGUCUCAAAGUUCCUGCGCGCGCUGAGGGGGCCCAUCAUGCUGUGCAGUGACGUUGACGGGACAUUUGUGACAGACAAGCAGGGUGAUGAGUGGGGCAACACGCGCAUCAAAGACUUCAAGACCUACUGGGAGGACACUGCAUCCCUGGGCGGCAGCGUGCUGGUGCUCAACACUGGCCGCAGCAAGGGGAACCUGAUGUCGCUGCUGCGCGACAAGGAGGAGGUCAUUGCGGUGCCCGAUGUCAUCAUCACUGCCGUGGGCACCAAGAUCUGGCACCGCCGCUCCACGCACCGCGCUUUUGGUGGCUGCACUGCGGAGGACUACGAGGAGGACCUGGCCUGGACACAGAGGCUGGACCACGGCUGGGACCUGGGGGCGGCGCGCCAGGUGGCGGAAGAGCACAUGGCCAAGUACAACAAGGGGCAGGACACGCGGGCCAGUUGGCUUGACAACGGCACGGAGCACCCCCACCGCAUUGCCCUGAGCGUGAGGGUGGACAUCGUGGCCGACAUCGUGAGGGACAUGGAAGCUGCGGUGGGCCGCAGCAGCGACGGCAAGAGGGGCUUCAAGGGCCACAUCAUUGCGAGUGGCGCUGGCGAGUGGCGCUACCUGGAUGUGGUGGCGGAGCGCGGGGGGAAGCUGGAGGCCAUAGAGUGGGGCACCAGCCCGGCCGUUAUUGUGGGCAACGCGCAGACCGAGCUGCUGACCUGGUACAACCAGUACAGAGACGACCCCCCGGGGCGCAUCGUGCUGGCGCGCGCACCAGACGCCAGCGGUGUCAUCGAGGGCUUGGCUCGCCACGGCCUGCUGUGA
This is a messenger RNA of Monoraphidium neglectum, 2964 nucleotides long. RefSeq lists its product as hypothetical. The record is from RefSeq and is a predicted model, not a curated record. Gene Ontology annotation, molecular function: serine-type endopeptidase activity. Lineage: Eukaryota; Viridiplantae; Chlorophyta; Chlorophyceae; Sphaeropleales; Selenastraceae. Gene Ontology annotation, biological process: proteolysis. Bases 1 to 2964 code for a protein of 987 amino acids. The transcript is spliced from 15 exons.